AUGGCACUUACAACUAACAGUACUCUGAUGCCACGUCGGUCAUCGCGUGGUGCCAUCAGCCGGAUCGCCUUAUUCGCUGCAUGUAUCAGGACGGGUAAGCGAUAACAGGCUACUGCUGACGCCUUUCUCGCUCUUUCAUAUACUUUUUCUUCCCCCUCCCCAUCCCAUUAAUAACUCUCUUUUUGGGCUCAGAACAUAGAAUGAUGACUCCGUUCGUCACGCAUCCGGUUUGAGCGCAACAUGGCGUCACGUUGCGCCGACAUCCUUAGGUGUCUCCAAAUCAAUCUUCAAGCCUCGACACCCAUUCUAUCCGGCCGCCUUCAGCGUGCGCACUCUGAAGCAAGCAGGAUAAGAAGCUGUUCUUGCACUCACACUGGACUCGCUUUACAUUGAUGUGUACUGUGUCUCAGAGAAUCCAAGAUGCAAUCACCAUGCUUGAGUUAACCGCUCCGUCAGUCUCCACUCGCUACCGGCUGCACACCUCUGUGCUCUUCAGAACACGUGAGCUAGUCUGUGCCGGUCGUAUCAGUACCCAUACGUUCAGCGCUUGGCCUCGCGGACCGCGUCCACUACUUCCGCGGGGUAUCCCUCCGCCCAGUCUGCCGAGUUCUAGAUUUUGUCCGUUAUCAGCUAAUCAGCUGGCUUUAGUCUCUAAUACAUCGAGACAAAAUCUACGAACAUCGUGGAAAACGUGUCGCAGCACCGUCCGACCACGAUUCCAACCUCGUCGACGCUUUCGAAAUUUUACAAAAUCCAAGAUAACAUUAAACCCUAGUGACCCGUUAAACUUGCAGGAUUUGAUGAAGGAAACUGAACGCCGUCGUUCAGAAGGACUAUCUCCUUUGCGCGGGGACUCUCGUCUUAACACACCAGCUCUCAGUAUGGCCGGUGAUGCAGGGAAUGAAAGUCCCCAGGUCGCGCUCCUGCCGGCUGGUCCGGAUGCCAGAUCGUCUCAGGACUCAAUGAUGUUGAAGCAAAUAACAAAGCCCAGAAUAUCUGCAAACCGGGCGCGCCCACCACGAGGAGUACAGCGCUAUUCUUCGCGGCGGCAACGCUGUCGAAAGGUUCCAGUCACUGGGAACUACGGUGAUUACUAUUCACGUCGAGAUCCCAAUGACCGCCUGCCAUACCUCAUGCCCGAAUGGUUCACAGGAAAGGAUAUUGCUGACUACGGAUGUCAUAAUGGAACGCUAACCUUCGGCAUCCUGGAACGGUUUCCCGAUGUUCGACACAUCGACGCUAUUGACUGUGACGCGGAGUUGAUAGCGAACGCCAAAAGCAUGCAGCGUGAACGGCUACGUUGGGAUACCGGUUCCGGGAUAAGGUAUGAUAAAAUAAAUUUUCAGGUGGCUAACUGGAUCGACAGUUCAACACCAACCGAGGAACCCGAGUAUGACACCAUACUGGCCUUUAGCGUGACAAAAUGGAUUCACCUCAACCACGGGGAUGCUGGGUUAAUGCGCUUCUUCAGACGUGCUUUCAACCUUCUCAAACCAGGUGGACAUUUAAUUCUUGAACCACAACCAAAAUCAUCCUAUCGACGCACUCGGUUUACGUUUAAACAUCGCUCUACUUUUCAAACGCUCAAAAUUGAUCCGUUGAAAUUGGAGCCACUUCUGGUGGACCUGGGUUUUUCCUAUUUUGAUACGAUCAAACUUCCGAGACCCAAUGAGCCAUUUCGGCGGAAAAUCAUCCUCUGUUCAAAGUCCUACGGUGCCACACCCGCUUCGAUUCGAAACGAUUUUCGGUCGGAAGUGCAGCUUUGGAAUUUGUCUCCAUCCCCACAAAGUCUACCUGGAAGGGAACCUCCUCCCGUUUGUUAUCAUCCUCAGACGCCGAAUUAUCUCGUAACUGACACACCAGCCCGUUUACUGGAUUCGCCAGCUUCUGGACUGACACAGAGGGCCUAUGUAGUCCCCAGCACCACUUCUGUUCCCUCGAGUCGUUUACGGGUCACUUCGCCUGACAGACGCAGUGUUAGUUCUGUUUCAGAUGCACCCUGUGAGCCAGACUCUACCUCGGUCCCGUAA
Molecule: messenger RNA, 2030 nt
Organism: Opisthorchis viverrini
Lineage: Eukaryota; Metazoa; Platyhelminthes; Trematoda; Opisthorchiida; Opisthorchiidae
Exons: 3
Coding region: 393-2030 (545 amino acids)
Biological process (GO): snRNA modification
Molecular function (GO): O-methyltransferase activity; snRNA binding; RNA methyltransferase activity
Source: RefSeq, a predicted model, not a curated record